Fundulus heteroclitus (mummichog) is the source of this 2787-nucleotide messenger RNA. Its product is annotated as membrane frizzled-related protein. The transcript has 13 exons. The record is from RefSeq and is a predicted model, not a curated record. Lineage: Eukaryota; Metazoa; Chordata; Actinopteri; Cyprinodontiformes; Fundulidae. Gene Ontology annotation, molecular function: protein binding. The coding region runs from base 781 to 2568 and encodes 595 amino acids.
UGUUUUCCGGGUAAACCAUAAUAAGCUUUUACUGCUGAAUAGAUAUUAAAAGACGACUUUCCGUAAUGCAAUCUUCCAACAUACUUUUGAGUUCCUGCAGCUAAUUGUUAUUCCCACGUUCUGCUGAAAUGAGGGCCUGCUUCGCUCUGGCCGGUGGCCCGAAUUACUGCGUUUGUCCGUUCAGCUUUGUUUGCACACAAAGUGUUUGUCCACCCGGCCACUUUAGCUCGGACACACCAGAGUAGGUUGCUGUACGAUCGAAGGAUUAUGUACGUUUAGCAAAGACCCCCCCCUCUUUUUUUCCCUCCUCCUCAGGGCUUAGUCCUCUCAGCUGACUCGGCUUUACUCAGCACUGGGAACAACUUUCUCAAAACCCUUUUGUGGCCAGGCCCAUUUGAGCAAAAGACACAAGAGAACCACAGGUGGAAUAAAGGGAAUAAAGAAUGGUUAUAUGUUGAUAACUGCAUCUUAAAACCCCGUGCCCUGUGAAACAGCUGGGUUUGAUUGCUGAUGUUCCUUUUGUGGGUCGUUGUUAUGGAUUACCAACAUAAGGACACUGUGUGUAGAAGGACUGAGGACUGGGAGUUAUCACAAUCAAAGAGGAGGUCAGCGGUUUGGGCAAAAUGAGCGACGGUAAGACAACUCUUUGAAAUGUCCGUCAAAAUCCACCCAGAGAAAGAGCUCUCCUCGUGACGUCCGUCCAGAUUUAGUCCUAAAAACGCCGGGCUUUUGGAGGGUAUCGCUGACCAGGAUCCUUCUCCUUUCCGUUUGAGACUGAAGAUGUCUGAUCUCAGCCAGGUCUCAGUUUACUGCGACUCCUCUGAUAUUUAUAAGAAUGUUUACUGUAACCCUGCCUUUGAGCUGGCGGGGGAGCCGGCAGACAGGGUGGAGGGCUUCAGGACAUCCUCGUCAACCCCUGAACCAAUCAAACCCCCGGCAGCCAGCCCAAGCCAAGGUUUUCUGGAAGGGUGCUGGAUGCGUCUGAGGGGCAGAGGGGAUGGCUGGGGGCCAGUGGUGGUCUCUGCUGCCGUCCUGCUCCUGCUGAUAGCCGUCGGACUGGCACUGGCUCUUCUUCUCACUCAGCUGAAAGGCCAGACAGUGGACCAUCAGCCGACUACAACCUCUACAGGCCUACAGACUGCAGGACAUGAAGCCUCCCACACCUCACCCACAUCACCAUCAAACAGGAGUCCCAUACACAGCACAGCCGCACCACCGCCUGCCACCGUCCCCCAGCCUGAAAAAAGUUGCGGAGGUGUUAUGACUGACCUAGGCGACAGCUUCAGUUCCCCAAACCACCCUGGCUCCUACCCCCCGAACACGCAUUGCGUCUGGGUGAUCCAGGUUCCCCCACCUCACUUGGUUCAGAUUCGUGUCUCCUCUUUGGCCGUGGAGGGACCAUCCCCCUGCCUGUUUGACUGGUUGGAGGUCCAGGAGCAGGUGGAGCAGACCUCUGUGGUCACCAGGUUCUGUGGCGCCGUCCCCCCACCGACGAUCAACACCAACAGCAGCACCGCGUGGGUCACCUUCCACUCCGACAACAGCAUCACCGGCAGCGGCUUCGCUGCGCAGUACCGGGCUGUCCUGCCGGCACACAGGAGCUGCAGCAGAGAGGAGUUCAUGUGCGACGGUGGCCGGUGCCUGCUGCCUGUGUCCGUGUGUGACGGCUAUCCCAACUGCCUUGACCAAACAGACGAGGCAAACUGCAGCCAUAAGCACCAAGAAUGUGGUGGCCAGAGAUCUGGGCCCUAUGGUUACCUGGCAAGCCCAAAUCACCCCAGACCGUAUCCUCACCAGCAGCUGUGUGUGUGGCACAUAUCUGUUGACGAGGGCCACGUCGUCACCCUGAGCUUCAGAAACUUCAGCCUGGAGACCCAGGAUGUGUGUGAGUUCGACUAUGUGGAAGUCCACGACAGCAGCAGCGUUGGAGCCGGAGGGGUCCUGGGGAGGUUUUGCGGUACCGCCCUCCCACCAGAUCUGACCUCCUCAGGCCCCCGCAUGACGGUGGUGUUUGUGGCGGAUGAGGGCGUGGCCGACAGCGGCUUUAACGCCACGUACCAGGCUGUGUCCGUGCUGAACACAACAUGCGGCCCCGGCGAGUUUGCCUGCGGCACGGGGGAAUGCCUUCAGCAGCAGUGGCUGUGUGACGGAUGGAGCGACUGCCCGGACGGAGCCGACGAGCAGGGCUGUGGGAACUCCACCUACCCUCCUUUCACUUCGUCGUGUGAGGUCAUAGAGGUGGAGAUGUGUCAGGGCCUCAGUUACAACCUGACCUCAUUCCCCAACAUCUGGCUGUCCAUCGCUGACCAGAGAGAAGCCGCCACACGCCUGCGACAGUACCGGGUGCUAAUGGAGCUGGCGUGCUUCGAGCCUCUGAGGAAGCUGGUGUGUGGGAUGGUCGUUCCUCAGUGCAGCCCUCAGGGCGGCGUGCUGCAGCCCUGCCGCUCGGCCUGCUCCUCCGCCGAGCAGCAGUGCAGUCCGGCUCUGGGCCUCCUCUCCUUCAGCUGGCCCUUCAACUGCCACCUCUUGCCGGACUCACGAGACCCCGUGGAGUGCUCGCAGCCCUGAAGGUUUCACUGCGACGUCACCGCAAGGGCCUCACAUAUCAGCGUUUUAACCAGGAAGUAAUUGGUUGCGAGGCCUUUGAGAGAACGUAACCUUUUGCAUUUUGUCUGGACUAAAGCUGCGCGGCACUCGACUGAUCCCACGUCUCACUGGAGUCGCUGAACACCUGAAGCUAUUUCAAAUGGAACAACUUUAUACCUUUGGAAGUCAAACAAAACAAAA